Cooperia oncophora is the source of this 1416-nucleotide messenger RNA. The record is from the annotation of a GenBank genome assembly. Lineage: Eukaryota; Metazoa; Nematoda; Chromadorea; Rhabditida; Trichostrongylidae.
AUGCGCGAGUUGGAGGUCAUCGAACGCGUUAGGCUGGACCGAGAGCGAAGACGAAAAUCUCUUGAAGAUUCGGCGCUCGAGCGAGAACAACAGGAACUGGAGCGCAUCGACAAAGAUCGUUCAGAAAGAGAGAAGGCAGAGAUGCAGAGACGUGCUGAAUGGGAGCGUAUAGAGAAUAAACGUCGAGAUUUGGAAGAAAAAGAACUCGCUAGGAAAAGACAAAUCGAGAACGAUCGUCUUGAACGUGAAAAGGCUGAAGCGGAGAGACUAGAACGUAUUCGUCUUGAAAGAGAAAAGGAGCACAUACAACGUGAAAAACUUGAGCAGGAACGUAGGGAGAGGGAACGCCUUGAAAAGGAAAGGACUGAGCGAGAACGCAUCGAAAGAGAAAAAAUCGAAAUCGAGAGGAUCGAAAGAAUCAAGAAAGAGCGGCUUGAAAUGGAACAACGAGAGCGAGAAAGGGAAAGAAAGGAAAAAGAGAGAAUUAGUCAGCAACGGGAAGAACUUGAGCGUCUAGAGCGAGAGCGAAAAGAGCUCGCGCUCCGAGAACAAGAGCUGAUCGAAAUUCAGCGAAGAGAAGCUGUUGAGCGGGAAAAACAACGACUUACUGACGAAGCACAAGAAGCUCGUCGUCAGGAAGAAGAACGCUGUGAAGCCCAUCUUCUAGCUGAUAUAGAAAGGCGGGCUGUAGAACGCGAGCGAUUGCGAAAAAUGCAAGAGAGAGAAGAAAAAGAACGGUUGGAGCGUAUUCGAAAAGAACAACAGCGAGUGGAGAUAGAACGAGCAGAGGCUGAAAGAAGGGAGAAAGAACGCCUCGAGGACGAAAGAAGGGAAAGAGAGCUUUUCGAAGCCCAAAUGAGACAAAGGGAGCAACGCGAGCGUGAACGUCUAGAGGACAUGCAGAGGGAGACGAAACUGCAGGAGGAAGAAAUGCGAGAGAAAGCCCGAAGAGAUGCAGAACGAAGAGCUGCUGCCGAAAGGGAAAGGAAACGAAGGGAGCAGGAAGAGAAAGAAAGGCUCAUUGCCUACGAGUUGGAAAGAGCUGCCACAGCUCGUAAGCUGCAACGCGAAGUUGAUUUGGAAAGAGAACGCGAAAGGGAAGAGUUGGAUAGAAAAGCGUUGGAAAUGGUGGAAAUGGAAAGAAAGGCCAACGAACGACGGGAGAUUGAGAGACUCGAGGAAGAGCGCAGUCUAACCGAACUCAGAGAGAAGGAAAAAAGAAACCGAGAGGUCAGAGAACGGGAACGGAGAGAAGCGGAAGCACGAGCUGCUGCCCGGCAACGCGACGACAGACGUUCACGCGACAAGCUUGAUCUCAUAGCACGAGAAAGAACGGAGAAGGAACGGUUGGCAUUUUCUCAGUUUUUUUUUCCAUCUUGCAUGGAUUACUAUUCUGCUUUCUUCUAUUUGAACUAG